AUGUCACGACCUGUCAUUGGGGGCUUUGCAGCACAACACAAGGGCUGGCGCUGGACACAAUGGUGUAUCCUCUUCAUCGCUCUCGCCGUGUUUCUGAGCGCGAUACCCACGAAAGAGACAUACAAAAAGGUCAUUCUCAAGCGCAGAGCGAAGGCGCGUGGGAUCGAAGCUAUAGAACCCGCUGGUGGCGCCGCCGUCAAGAGGACGGUGAUCCAAAACUUUCUACGACCGAUGCAUAUGUUGGUCACAGAAGUACGUUCCAAUCAUUCUAUUCCAGAAGAUGUUCAUACGCUGACAUUUCCCCAGCCUGUAGUCUUCUUCCUCUCGCUCUACACUGCAUUCACCUUCGCCAUUCUCUUCCUCUUCUUCGCUGCCAUACCCUACGUCUUCGAACGUCCUCCCUACUCCUUCACCAUCUCGCAGACCGGGCUUGUCUUCUUGGCCAUCGGCCUGGGCGUGCUUCUUGCCAGUAUGACAGGCCUCGUCAUCGACAUCAAAUUCUACCAGGUGCAGCAUCGCAAAGCAAUAGCCGCCGGCCAGAUGCACGCCCAGCCCGAACACCGGCUGUACAAUGCUAUGAUAGGCAGUCUAGGUAUUCCCGUUGGGCUGUUUUGGUUCGCCUGGACUGCGAACGCAGGCGUGCAUUGGGCCGUUCCCGUUGUGGGAGCCGUGCCCUUCGCGUGGGGAAACUUAUGCCUGUUCGUGAGUAACACCCCGACACACGAGCAUGUACGCGCUGACAACCAGCGGCUAGAUCUCGGCGGCCAUGUACAUGGUCGAUUGCUACGGGCCCUUGAACGGCGCCUCUGCGAUGGCUGCGAAUGGUAUCUUUCGGUAUACGCUCGGCGCAGUGUUCCCGCUAUUUACCAUACAGAGUACGUGUUUGACUAUGCGAUGACAGGACAGUAG
Molecule: messenger RNA, 909 nt
Organism: Didymosphaeria variabile
Lineage: Eukaryota; Fungi; Ascomycota; Dothideomycetes; Pleosporales; Didymosphaeriaceae
Exons: 2
Coding region: 1-909 (302 amino acids)
Biological process (GO): spermine transport; spermidine transport; transmembrane transport
Molecular function (GO): spermidine transmembrane transporter activity; spermine transmembrane transporter activity
Source: RefSeq, a predicted model, not a curated record